Messenger RNA from Pararge aegeria (speckled wood butterfly), 1544 nucleotides. Its product is annotated as protein Dr1-like. Gene Ontology annotation, biological process: chromatin remodeling; positive regulation of transcription by RNA polymerase II; negative regulation of transcription by RNA polymerase II. Gene Ontology annotation, molecular function: general transcription initiation factor activity; TBP-class protein binding; protein heterodimerization activity. The record is from RefSeq and is a predicted model, not a curated record. Lineage: Eukaryota; Metazoa; Arthropoda; Insecta; Lepidoptera; Nymphalidae. The coding region runs from base 739 to 1215 and encodes 158 amino acids. The transcript has 4 exons. Gene Ontology annotation, cellular component: negative cofactor 2 complex.
CACGUAACACGAUCUAUACUCUAUGCAUCGUUAGCAUCGGUGCAUCCGUAAUAUAUAAUAUAUUCGGAGUUAUCACUCUUACUUUUCUCACACUUACCGAAUACUAAGUUUUGACUUUUACUAAAAAUACAGUACCUAAGACGAGAUUUAUCGUGAUAAAACAUUACCUCUUUAUUAUCAAACUCCAUCGAUAAUGAUCGGAACUUGGCUGUCAAUAACACGGGUCAAUAAUUCAUGAGGGCCGGGAACUCGGGAUGUCACGAUGUGUUCAGGAUCGGGAAAGCUACGGGGCUUUAAUUAUCGCAUUGCAGUGGAUUCCAAAUGUUUCGAGUAGUUGCGCAUAUCGGAGCACUUACCCAAUUGUAUAUCUCUCGCUGCGGAUAGAUCGUUAAAAACAAAUUUGCAUCAUAACGAUAGUCCUUAAGUAUUUCCAACAGGUUUCCUAUUAAAAAUGUUUAUUUAAAUAUGUACAAAAAAAAUCGUAUGAUACAGUAAUCGUAUAGUCGUACCAUAUCCAUUUGUCCCAAUUAACUAAAGGAUAAUAGGGAAUAACACAGAUUAAAACAGGAAAAUGACUUUUAGAGGUAUAAAAUAUCAUGGGUAGUCAUAUCUAUCAUUUUCCAUUGAGUAAUGGGUUGUCUGAUUGGUAUUAGAUGGCACCAAUAGCAGUUGUAUUGAUUUUUCUGUUUCUGGGGAUACAUGUUGGAAUUACAAAAGUGAAAUAUUAUUUCAAUUAAGAUGUCUAUGUCAAGUGCAGCCUUAAAUAAAAUGCUAAAGGAGAUAGCCCCUCUAGUAAUAAUGAACAAGGAGUCAAAGAAAAUGAUUAACAUAUGCUGCACAGAAUUUGUUAGUGAAAUAACUACUGAGGCUCAAGCAGUGUGCACUAUAAGUAAAAAGAAAAUUGUUAAUGGUAACCAUGUUCUCAAAGCAUUGGCUAAACUUGGAUUCAAAACAUACAAAUUAAAAGCAGAAGCGGCCUGUACAGAUUCUAAGGCUACUAAAAAAAGGAAACUUUCCCCACGACUUGAGGAUCUGGGCAUUCCAGAAGAAGAAUUGCUUAAAACGCAGCAAGAACUAUUUGCAAAAGCUAAGGAGGAACAAGCAAAACUUGAACAGGAGCAGUUGUUGAUGCCGCAACAAGGUUUUAGUAGUGCAGUGGAUGUGCAGCAACCAUAUUGUGGGAUGUCUAAGGAAUCACAGUAUGAACACAUUUAAAAUGACCUCUACAUUAUAUUUGGUGUUCGAUUAGAAACUGUGUUUUAUAACUAAUCUUAUUUAUUAUCUGUAACUGUGUUAGCUAUGUGUACUGUGUGGGGCCAAUUCAAUUAUACGGAAUUUAUAAACACUUUUCAAUUAAGCUCUAAAAAUUAGUGUUUACCAAUAUUAUAAAGAGAAAAUAUAUUUUGUUAACGCACCUUAAUCUCUGGGAACCGCUAUAACAAAUAAUUUUGGCACAUUAAUAUAUUAUUUUGUGGAUUAGUCCUUUACAAGCGUCUUCGCCCCAUUUUAUGUUUAUGAUCUUAUAUAAUAAAGUCUAAGCAAAA